AUGUCCCUCCAUCCACGCCAGUCGCUGCAUGCCGCAGCUAUGGGCCAUAAUGCCGCCCUGCCCAACCAACAACACUCGGUUACCGAGCAGAUCAUGCAGCUCGACCAGGCCAUCACACUCACACUACAAGAGAUCGAUCAGAAUUUUGCUACUGCCCACCAGAUCGUCACAUCACGCAUCCUUCCAGCCGUCAAGGAGUACGGCGUCGCGAGUGCGCGUGUCUGGCAAGGCGCUAAAUUCUGGAAGACGUUCUACGAGGUCUCGGCUAACGUUUCGCUCACAGCACAUGUUCAGACCGAAUCCGAAUUCGAUGCCAACUCGCAACAGGACGAUGCUACUCAGACCGGCAACGACUCGCGUGAGAACGCCACCUUCACCAGCGACCAUCUUGGACGUAGCCCGCCCUCAGAGGCAGGCUCUGUCAUCUAUACCGAUAUGGACGCUUCGAUCGCUUCCAACAGUAUGGAUGCCGAUGGGCUUGACGCAGCAAACGAGAGUGUCGAGCAGGCACCAGCGGAUCGUGCGCGUGCUGCAUCACCGCCCCGCUUCAGCAACGCAUCCAUGGCAGCAGCUGCACGAAGGGAAGCGGCGCGAGGCAAGCAACAAAAGCCAGGAAAUCGCGAGGAUCAAGGAAACAUCUUUGACCCAUCCGAAUCACCGUUCGAGCGAUUGCGUCGCGACAUUACUUCGCAUCUUGGACGAGGUAUGGUUGAUCCAAGCAUGGAUCAGAGCUCCUUCUUGGCAUCCUCGAAAGCGGGAGCAAAGGGCGCGUUUGGCAACCUAGAGACGGAGCGAGACCGUGCAGCUUUGGCUCAGGGCAUCGAGAAGUUUGGAUCUACGCAUGCCGCACGAGGCGGACGUCAGGGAGACCCAGACAGUUCCAACAUCUCAUCACUCCAUGAGAUUCCCCAAUUCAAAGCUUCGUCGAAGGCAUCAGCUGGUCGCAUGAAGACAUCGUCUACACCCAAGAAGGAUGCUCUACUCAACAAAGUGCUCGACUCGGAGCACAAGCGCAACAAGGGUCGUCUGAGCUACACCAAGAUUCAGGCCACACCACGAAGCUCACAGUCCAAGUCGAAUCCUUUCGCUCCACCCAACGUGCGCAUGUGGGAUGGUAUUGUCGAUCUGCGCAAGACUCCGCUCACCUCCAAGAUCAAGGGUGCCAAAUCCAGCAAGGCUGCGUCCGUAAGUAAGCAGGCGUCAUCAAAGGCGGAGGACGACGAAAAUUGCGACUCGGACUCGUCAGACAAGGAGGACUCGCUUGGAUGGCCGGCUGGCAUGUCGCCACCCGUGACGAUGCAGUUCUCGGUGCCUCAGAGUCGAUAUGCGCAAACACCUGCAAAGGAGGCGGCCAAGAUGAUGGUCGAUGACCUACUUCGAAGUGUUGGCGCAUCUAGCCCAGCAUCAAGAGUGUGGCCCAAGAGCUCGUCCAAGUCGAGGGCUGGCGAAGCACAAGCGGCACAUGGAGCAAGCUCUCGCAAGCAACCUGUAGCCACACCGCUGCGAAUGGACCGCAAGGAACUCAAGCAGCGCGAGAAGCAAAGCGGUGGCGGAGGACGGCGACGAGACUCGAUCCCGACACCACCAACGCUCACAAAACGUGGUCCCAGUCUCGCAAGGGAAGCUACACCGAGCGCAAGCCAGCCUGGAGGCUCGUCUGCUAACGCCAGCUCGGCUGCGCUAUUGAUGGACGCUGACGAAGGACUCGAGCUCAACGAAGCAGAUGCCAUCUCAGCUGCUGACGUCCACCAACGCUUUGGCGGGUUGAAUCUCAAGGCGGUCGCCCCACUUCCGCUAGAUGAUGAUGACGACGAUGAUGAUGAUGAUGACGACGAUGACGAUGACGAGUCGUCAGAGAGCGAAUCGGAUGACGGUGGAGACAGCAUUGCUGGUUCGAUGCUCUCCUCAGCAGCCAAGUACUCGGUCUCGAGCAACAGUCGAUCGGGGAACAACAGCCAACCGGACAACUCGGGCUGGACGAGCUCGACCAUCUCGUCGUUCAAUCAACCCAAGCAGGCUGGUCGCAGCAUCGAAGACGACACGCUGUUUGGUGUACGAGCUCCUGCCGAGCCUCGUACGGCUGCAGCUGGAAGGGGCACUCGUGGCACCUCUUCGAGCAGCGCUGUUCCUGCUCGAUCAACAGCUGCUGCCACUGGUGACGCAAGGGGCGAUGACUCGUUCAAGGUGUGGGGCCACGUCGAUGAGAUGGGCACCGUUCAUGGCGGAAGACCUCUAGUUGAUCGUGAUGACACCUACAGCGCCCCUAGCCCGACGCCUCUGAACAUGAACCUUGGGCCCGCUCGCAGAUGA
Molecule: messenger RNA, 2310 nt
Organism: Ustilago hordei
Lineage: Eukaryota; Fungi; Basidiomycota; Ustilaginomycetes; Ustilaginales; Ustilaginaceae
Exons: 1
Coding region: 1-2310 (769 amino acids)
Biological process (GO): attachment of spindle microtubules to kinetochore
Cellular component (GO): mitotic spindle pole body; mitotic spindle; DASH complex
Source: RefSeq, a predicted model, not a curated record